Molecule: messenger RNA, 6147 nt
Organism: Anolis carolinensis (green anole)
Lineage: Eukaryota; Metazoa; Chordata; Lepidosauria; Squamata; Anolidae
Gene: mmp19
Product: matrix metallopeptidase 19
Exons: 10
Coding region: 4160-5335 (391 amino acids)
Biological process (GO): extracellular matrix organization; collagen catabolic process; proteolysis
Cellular component (GO): extracellular matrix
Molecular function (GO): peroxidase activity; metalloendopeptidase activity; zinc ion binding
Source: RefSeq, a predicted model, not a curated record
UAAACUACAUUCCAAGAUGGAAAAUGUUGCUUUAUGAGUUAUUGAUAGGUGUGCAGAUAGCAGAUUUGAUUUAGUCAUGCAUGCUGAAACGGAGAGGAAAUUAUAAGUCCACAUUCUGAAAAACAAGGCAGCUUGUAACUCAGAUUUGCCUCACGUCUUAGGCAAAACCCACAAGUAACUAAGGUGAAAUACAGUAGAAGUAAAAAAAAAUUAAAAACACAGUACCAGUAAUAUGUUCGAUCUCUUCUGGCUUUUGAGUUAUUGUAGAUAAAAAUUUAAAAUCCCAAUAUAUGUUGAUCUAAGCUCUUUGACGAAAAACAAAAUAUUUGAAUAUGAGACUGAUAAACUAUAAAGAAAUACACUAGUUUUAAUAUUAAUUAAUGUAUAUAGUAGCGAUGAUCUAAAUACCCUAAAGGCCCCAGAUUCUAUCUGAGCUUGGAAGCCAAGAGGUCAGCCCUGGUUACUACUUGGAUGGGGAGUCGCAAACAAAUGCUGGAUGCUGUAGGCUAUAUUUCAGAGGAAGGAACUGGCAAAAUCACCUCUCAGUAUUUCUUGCCUAAGAAAACCUAAUGAAAUUCAUGGGAUUACCAUGAAUUAACAAAUGACACACACAUAUAGUAGUGAUUUCAUUUAGGAUUUUAUUUAUAUUUUUAAUAUAAAAUGUUAGCUUUUAAUUGCAAAUUACUUUGAUUUCUGAAAGAGGAUUUUCUUUUUUAGUCAAAGGAGCAGGAGGCAGAGGCCAACCUUUUGAAGGUGUUGGUGUUCUGACCAUUCCUCUUGUAAAAUAGUUGUGCAGCCAUACUUUUAAAAUAUAGCAUCUUGUUCACUUUAUAUAUCCAGAAAAUCCCUGCUACUUCAAUUGCUUAUGUUCAUAACAAACAUUUUGGAUAACAGUGGCAAAGGGACACAGGCUGAAGUUAGCUAAACUGCAAAAAUUAAUUUUUAGGGAGCAAUGAUUAAGUGUGAGCAUAGCCUUCCAAAUUUUAUUCUUUUGAAACAAAGAGAUUGUGUGUGAGAGUGAGGGAGAGAGAGAAAAAUUAUUUCAAGACUGUCAGACCAUGGCACCUUGCCCACUGCCAUGACUCCUAAUAGUUUUGAAGGUUUGUAGAAAGAAUAAUUUAUUCCAUUAUAGGUGCUAGUGGUUACAUCAGAGACCUCCUUUAAGCAACUUAUAUGAUGUAACUCGACUGGUGCGCCUCAUAGGCCUCCUUUGCUUGUUUUACUGGAGAUAUUCCAUGUGUCUUUGCAGUAUAUAGUAAAUGCAACUCCUCUGGCAUGCACUAGUAAGAACUGCAUAAACAGCUAUGAUCUCUAGUGUCCCCUCAUAGCUUGCGUAUUUUGUUGAAAUCGGUUUUAUUGUUAUUUUUACAUAGCCCUAAGACACACAGUGAGUAAUAAUUUUUCUUCUUUUUUCUCAGCCUCAUUAUCAAUAGUUGAGACAGUCAGCGGCACAGCAGAAAGAAGAAAGUGAGAAAUCUGAAUAAAUCAGUCUUUAUUAGUCAUAGGAAUAUAUGGCCUUCUACUGAGUCAACCCAUAAAUCUGGUACUCUCUACAAUAGGGGUGGGAAACCUUGGGGCCUCCAGCUGUUUAGAUGUCCUCUUCCAACUAACAUGGUUAUAGCAAUGGUUCUCAACCUGUGGAUUCCCAGAAAUCCUAACAGCUGGUAAACUGGCUAGGAUUUCUGGGAGUUGUAGGCCAAAACAUCUGGGGACUCACAGGUUGAGAACCACUGGUCUAUAGUAAGGGCUAUGGGAAUUCUAUUCCAAACAAGUGACAGGCUAAAUACUCCCCACUUCUUGUUUACUUCAUUUUUCUUCAACUUUUCCUCAAGCGAGAUGUUUUCCACAGCCAUCAGAUGUGAUUGACUAUAUAUUCCUAUACACUCCAGUCAUAUUGGUCAUGUGUGUAUUGAUUGAUAGAAAGGGAUCAGAAAGGUUGAGACAGUAGUAGGACUGCUAGACCCACCUAGGGUCCACUCAUCCCAAAACUAAAAGUAAUUAAUGAAUAGUGUUAAUUGCCAAUAAACAUAAUAGAAUGGGAAGUUACCUAGUCCAACCCUGUGCCAUGAAGGAAAUCACAGUUAAACCACUUCUGAAAUAUACUAUUCAAUGUCUCUUUAAAGAUCUCCAAAGGAGGAGAGACUACUAUGUUCUGAGGCAGUUUCUUUGGGCUGCUGAACAUCUCUUACAGACAGGAAACAUUUCUAAUGCUUAGUCAGAGCCUUUUUCCUUGUAGCCUGAGUUAACAAAUAUGGGACCUGCUCUUUGGAGGAGCAGAAAACAAGCUUCCACUGACAGACCUUUAGAUAUUUUGAGAUGGCUAUCAGAGUAGCUCUCAAGUUCUUCCCAAGAAGCUUAAGAAAAGUACUCUACAGGAGAGAUGCAAAAUGAAGCAUGAGGAGGUGGUAAGAAUACAAAGUACAGUAUGUACAAAAACAGUACAAAAACACGUGUUUCGAAAUAACCCAGCUGAAAUUUCCCGUUGUCUAUUCUAGUAUAGAGAUGUCCACAGUAGAUGACUACUCUGGUCUGUGAAGAGUUUGUGCCUCUCAUGAUAAAGAUGAGUAUGCAUACAACAAUCAGUCUGUGAUGAGUAAGCAAUGUCUCCAAGAAAUCGUGCAAGGAGAUGUCUAUAUAUCCCCCCUUUAGGUCUUUAGUGGACUACAAAUAACUAAGAGGUAUGUGCAAGCCCACCAAAAUGCUUGAGGGCAAUAACAUGCAUGAUCUUGCUUCCUAGACUGUAUUAAAGGAAUCUGAAAGCCAAAUGCUGAGAGGUUAAGCAAGCUCUCUCAGUGUCUCAUUGAUCUAAUAUGUCCUCUGCUUUUUUCCUGGAAAUUCUCUUCUCUGUACUUCUUUUAGCAAAAUUCUUGAUGAAUUCCAGCUGUGGGAAGACCCAGCUAUGGGUUCACAAAGGUUGAUGAUCUACAGUUCCUUCUUACUUCUUUGAUGGAUUGUGUUUUUUUCUUUUGGGGGGGGGGGGGGCUGAUGUGUGCUAACAGUAUUUGCCAGGGAUAACAUUUAUGACUAAUUGAAAAGUGUAUAGCUGAAGAGGGAGGGCAGCAAGUGUCUUGGGGAAAUUUCCAUGGCGACUAACAUAUAGUGGUGAUGACUAACUCAUCCACACGCCAAAAGACAAAAGAGAUCUGGUCUCGCUGAACUGGAUGAUCCGAUAAACAAAAGCGGUUUUCCCCUGACAUGAAGUCUAGUCGUGUCUGACUCUGGAGGUUGGUGCUCAUCUUCAUUUCUAAGCCAAAGAGCCGGCGUUGUUCGUAGACACCUCCAAGGUCAUGUGGCUGGCAUGACUGUAUGGAGCACCAUUACCUCCCCAUCGGAGUGGUACCUAUUGAUUUACUCACAUUUACAUGUUUUCGAAAUGCCAUGUUGGCAGAAACUGGGGCUGACAGUGGGAGCUCAUUCCACUUAAGCCGCCGACCUUUCGGUCAGCAAGUUCACCAAACUCCUGGAGCGUUUCCAUCAGCAUUGCCUCAGGAAAAUCCUGCAAAUCUCUUGGGAAGACAGGCGGACAAAUGUCAACGUGCUGGAAGAAGCAAAGACCACCAGCAUUGAAGCGAUGCUCCUCAGCCAUCAACUCCGCUGGACUGGCCACGUCGUCCGAAUGCCCGAUCACCGUCUCCCAACGGGAAACGUAAUGUUGGUGGGCAGGAAAAGAGAUUUAAAGAUGGGCUCAAAGCCAACCUUAAAAACUGUGGCAUAGACACUGAGAACUGGGAAGCCCUGGCCCUUGAGCACUCUAAUUGGAGGUCAGCUGUGACCAGCAGUGUUGCGGAGUUCUAAGAGGCACGAAUGGAGGGCUUAAAGGAGAAACGUGCCAAGAGGAAGGAGCCAAACCUGACCGAGACCGCCUUCCACCUGGAAACCGAUGUCCUCAUUGCGGGAGAACAUGCAGAUCAAGAAUAGGUCUCCAGUCACCUGUGGACACACACGCAUGACACCGGAAACGGAGGACCAUCAUCCUCGACCUAUGAGGGAUCGCCUAAGUAAGUAAGAUUAUUUGCUGCAGUUUGGAUACUUACAGAAGCCAUUGGAACAGUUCUCAAAUAACUUCACGGAAGAAGAGAUUGAGGAAGCUUUGAGGUCCUUCCAGCUUGCAUCAGGAUUGCCUGUCACCGGGCGGGUGGAUGUGGCAACUCUUUCCCAAAUGCGGCAGCCCCGUUGUGGGGUGGAAGACCCGUUCAAUGAGAGAACCCUCAAGUAUCUGCUCUUGGGUCGCUGGCGCAAGAGGCACUUGACUUACCGGCUUUACAGCCACAGUGAAGAUAUGGGGGCUGCGGCCACCCGCACUGCUAUCAAAACUGCUUUCAAGUAUUGGAGCGAUGUGACGCGGCUCACUUUCCAGGAGGUGCGGACUGGCCGAGCUGACAUCCGCCUCGCCUUCCACGGUUCUUCUCCUUGGGGCUGCUCACGGCCCUUCGAUGGUCCUGGACAUGUCCUGGCUCAUGCUGACAUCCCUGAAUUAGGCACAGUUCAUUUCGAUUCAGCCGAGCACUGGACAGAGGGAACGCCACGGGGUGUCAACCUGCGCAUCAUUGCUGCACAUGAGAUUGGCCAUGCGCUGGGGCUGGGUCACUCCCGACACCCAACAGCCCUGAUGGCACCCUCCUACAGUGGCUACCGGCCCCGCUUCCGUUUGCAUCAUGAUGAUAUCGAGGGCAUCCAGGCCUUGUAUGGCAAAAAGACUCUGUCAACUACAACAGUAAUGACCUCCCCUGCCCGUACUACCGUCCCUACAGUCUCUGUGAAGCCUAGUAAAGUCCCCAACCCAUGCAAAGAUGGGCUGGAUGCCAUCAUGCUGGGGCCCUAUGACAAGACCUAUGCUUUCCGUGGGGAUUAUGUGUGGACAGUGACAGACUUUGGGACGAAUCCUCCGCUGAAGAUCUCAGCCUUGUGGAAGGGGCUGCCAGGCUGGCUGGAUGCAGCUGUGCAUUCACCUCGCACUGGGCGGACAUACUUCUUCAAAGGUAGUAAAUUGUGGCGUUAUCAAGGCUUCAAGCUGGAUCGUGGCUACCCCAAACCCCUCACUCGUAUCCCAGCUAAGAUAGAUGCUGCUCUCUACUGGCCAGGAAAUAAGAAGGUCUUCAUCUUUAAGGGCACUGGCUUCUGGCAGUGGGAUGAACUGGGGACCCAUUUCACCUCCCUCCCCAGGAAGAUCUCCAGCCUUUUCACUGGAGCCCCAACCCACCUAGAUGCUGCAUUCACCUGGGAGAACGGCAAGGUCUACUUUUUCAAAGGGCAGAGCUACUGGAGGCUCAAUGACCAACUACGGGUUGAGAGAGGUUACCCACUGAGUACACCUGAGCGCUGGAUGCAUUGCUAACACUGAGAAGGAUUGCCCUUGCUUGCUUCCCAGGAGGAGCUUGCAUCCCAUUUCUCAUAGACUCUGCAGCAAUGAGAUUUUUCUUUAUGGACCCAACAGCGGCGCCUAGUGGCGAGAGACCAGAACAACCCUUCUCAAAAAAGGACCAAGCGGGGCGGGUGGGAAUAAAUACAAUGGACAGCUUGCACAUCUCUUGUUCUGAACUUUGAUCUUUUAGUGCUGGACUCCAUCAACAAUCAUGUUUACUUUGGCAUCGGUAUGAUUGGCAGAAAGGGCUAGUCCAGUCUCAGGAUGUAAGAAGUCUAGGAGAAGGAAGAAAUGGCAUGUGGUGGGGAUUGGGUGCAAAUCCACAUUAAUAAGGCUAGUCAGCAAUAAAGUUUUAAGAAUUACAUAUUUUUUGACAACUGAAGCUGAUAUGCCAGAAUUAUUCUUAUCUGCGGGGCACAUAUCCAUUUACUAUUGUGCCUGGAGAAACAAUUCACUUUGCCUUUGAGUUUUACCAGAACAAGGGUUAGAUUCCUUGUUUAAGGCCAAAAUGUCAUGGGAAAUACAUGUAAUAUGUUGGGGUGGGUUUGGGCAUGUCCUUUAUGGCACACAUACAAGCCACCUUAGUGAUUGCUAGCCAAAACCCCGAUGGUUCAUACUGUGUUCCAUGUUCACCAGUCAUUAUCAGUUCUUGUGGAUCAAGCAGAAGGAGUGGAGACUUUUAAUUCAGAAGGCCUGAAUGUACACAGCUGGCUAGCCGCAGCAGUUGCACCAGACGUACUCCGUCCAGAAUUUUAAAAAAUAAAGAAUAUGAUGGCAAACAGUAA